GCACCAGAGGUUGCAGCCACAAUUGGAAGACACAUGGAACAAAGAAACAACUGAAGAAAAGGGACGAAAUGAAGGCGACAGUUCAGUACUUACUUAGGUAGUUUCAACGCCCGUUUAGUUUUAUUUUUGUCGUCUGUUUUUCUUAACUAAAAGUAGAUACUAAAUUUUUACAUCAGUGUAAUUCCAGUGAUAAAAAUGACUCGAGAUCCUUUGAUUUUAUUCGUAGUGCUGAUUUCUUGUUCAGUAAGUUCCAUCGGUUUGGAAAUUCCAUACAGAAACAACUCGCUUUUAACACUUGACAUAAUUGAUCACGAGAAAAACUUCACCAUACCUUGUUCCGAUGCAGAUGAAGUUGAAUGGCUAAUCGACACCAAUACGCAUGCGAAAAAUUUCAUACAAGUGUUGGCACCAAAUAAAAAAAAUGUCGUAAUCAAGGAUGCCAACAGAUGGGAUACUGGAAUUUAUAAAUGUUUUUCGAAAAAGAACCCCGCAGUGUUUAUGAAGGUUGUUCUUCGCGUUCAGUACAGAAGCAACCACCUUCCCUUCAUCUGUCUAGUCUGUUAUUUACCUACACUCAAUUCUUCCAGUUUCUUCCAAAAGUGAAAUACACAAAAAGGGUUUCCAACAGGGUGAUGGAUGACCAUCAUUACCAACAAUACUCAUCUGAGGUACAUUAUGUCAUUCUAGUUGGAAAUAAUAAACGAAAAACAAUUCAAUCAAAGAUCCACAAUGAACAUGAAGUUUGUUUUAAAAUACUUAUAUCAUUAUUUACCCAUUUAGCCACGUAAAAUCUUGCAUUUUUUGACCUGUAGGCUGUAGGUCAAAAAAAUCCUUAUGUUCCUAUGUUUGAGAAUAAAUCGCUGAGAUGGGAAUUUUUUCAACCUCCAGUGCAAUAUUUUAUCGAGCUAGGCAAAUGCAAUUCAUUUCAUUUUUUUAUUUGCCAAUUUUUUAUUUAUUUUUUUUUUUUGCAUGACAGCGUGUUUUUUGGUGAAAGAGAGGAUGGAAAGGAUCAGGUCAUUAAAUCAUACAGGUACCAAUUAGCAAACAACUUCGAUCUAGGUAAUUGAAUUGAUUAGAGAAAUAAAAAAGAGAAAAUCUAUUUUUGAACUACAAAAAAUUUCUCCGCUUACGAGUAUUUGAGAACCCAAAAAUUGUACAAUACGUGUUUCGAUGAGCGUGCUAUAGAAAAAAUGUUCAAGGCCAAAUGUCACUCUGCCAACAACAAAAAAAAAAGAAAAAAAAGGGCAACCAAAAAAUUAAACUUUACUUCGUUCAAUUUCCAACAAAAAAAAACAAAUAUUUUUGGCAGGAAAAAAGUGAAUCAUUGAAUUGGUCCCAUUUCAAUUGGUUAAAUUCUUUAAAUGCUAUAUUAAAAUUUAUCUGAAGCGCCAUGAAAAAAACUAAUUAAUUUUUUUUGAAAUCUCCGUUUUUAAAUCAAAAAUAAUUUACAAAGCUGAAAAAUAAAAAUCGAAGCAAAUGAAUUUGAAAAACCGAAGUCAUGCUUAAUCCAUCAUAAAUUCUCAAUGUGAGAAUGCAACGUUGCCAAAAAGCUCUUCUCUGACGCUUUUAUCUAUUGAUCUGCUGUAUUAAGAUCAAUACCUACUUAUUUUCUCAUACGAUUUUCUCUCAAAAAUCAAAAAUGUCAAUCCAGGCUUCCUCUCUUUCAGACAGUCAAUUCAGUUAUACGAAUGCAUUAACUUACUUACGAUUAAAUAUUGUGUAAGCUGUAAUUUUUACUUUCACCUAACGCCAUAAAUGGCGAUGAAUAAAACAUAUCAGUUGGACUUA
This is a messenger RNA of Planococcus citri (citrus mealybug), 1788 nucleotides long. RefSeq lists its product as uncharacterized. Bases 196 to 603 code for a protein of 135 amino acids. The transcript is spliced from 6 exons. NCBI's taxonomy places the organism in Eukaryota, Metazoa, Arthropoda, Insecta, Hemiptera, Pseudococcidae. The record is from RefSeq and is a predicted model, not a curated record.